UAGGGCUCUCAUCCCUUCAAAUCUGAUUGCAUAAAAAUACUCACGUUUGCUUCAGUUUCUGUAGAUCUCCAUUACUAGGACUUUCCUUGCAGCUCCUAGGUCUUUCUUCUCAAAUUCUUCGCUCAUUUGGGCUUUGAUUUCAUUUAGUUCAGUCAAGUCACUUUCUGCCAAUAGCAUAUCAUCUACAUAUAGUAGAAGAUAUACUUCCUCUUUCUCUGCACAUUCUUUUAUGUAGACACAUGAGUAAUAGUUGCUUCUUCUGAACUUUAGCUUAGAGAUGAACUUAUCAAACUGCUUAUAUACCACCAUCUAGGAAACUGCUUAAGUCCAUAUAAGGACUUUUUCAACAAGCAGACUAGAUUUUCUGACCGUUUCUUCUAAUAACCUUCAGGUUGAGCCAUGUAUAUUGUUUCUUCUAGCUUUCCAUGUAAGAAAGUAGUGGUCACAUCUAGUUGUUUUAGCUCUAAGUUUCUGCAAGCUACAAUAGCUAGGAGCAUUCUAAUAAAAGUAUGCUUCACCAUAGGAGGGAAAAUAUUGUUGUAGUCUAAACCUUCCCUUUGAGUGUACCCUCUAGCAACCAACUAGUCUUGUAUUUAACCUCACCUUCAUCAACCUUUCUCAGCUUAUUCUUGAAGAUCCAUUUGCAAGAUACUACUUUCUGUUUAGGAAGAAGAGUAGCCAAGCUCCAUGUCUCAUUCUUGUAUAAGGAAUUCAUUACUUUUACUCACUGUUUACUCUCUUUGUUGUUGAUUAUUUCUUCUUAGCUUUUAGGUUCAUCAUCAUUUAAAUCAUCGCAAAGGUUAGGAAAAGAAACAUGAUCUACUUUGUUAUACCUUUGGGAUGGGCUUCUUUCUCUUAUGCUUUUGUCUCUUGUUAAGGCAUAAUCGGAAAUUCUUUCAUAUCUUCAUGAGCUUUUGCUGCCUUCUGUGCUGUCAAAAUUGCUUUGAUCUUCUUUGCUCAUAAGUGUUGCUUCAUGUUGACCCACAAUUUGAUGUUGGCGGACCUCAAAUGGUCAUUCCACCCCCUCCACCACAUCGUCAUCUUGAUUCAGACAUUGGUGGCCCACAAAUGGUCAUUCCAUCACCUCCACCACACCAUCAUCUUGAUUCGGAUGUAGGCGGCCCUCAAAUGGUUAUCCCUCCUCCUCCACCGCACAAGCUUCCACAAUCCGAUGUUGGUGGCCCUCAAUUGGUCAUUCCACCCCCUCCACCACACCAUCAUCUUAAUUCGGACAUUGGUGGCCCUCAAAUGGUCAUCUCACCACCUCCUCCGCACAAACAUCCACAAUCCGAUGUUGGCGGGCCUCAAAUGGUCAUUCCACCCCCUCCUCCACACCAUCAUCUUGACUGUGACGUUGGUGGCUCUCAAAUGGUCAUCACACCACCUCCGUCGCACAAAUAUCCACAAUCUGAUGUUGGCGGGCCUCAAAUGGUCAUCUCACCCCCUCCUCCACACCAUCAUCCUGAUUCUGACGUUGGUGGCCCUCAAAUGGUCAUUUCACCCCCUCCACCACACCAUCAUCUUGAUUCCGAUGUUGACGGCCCUCAAAUGGUUAUUCCCACUCCUCCACCACAUCACAUUCGCCUUUAAAAUCGAACAUCGUCGACGACACCCAAAUGGUCAUCCCACCGCCUCCCCCUCCACAUGUUCCAUCCACAAAGUAAUGUUUAGUGAUAUCAUAACGAUAAUCCCCUAUCUCCUCUAUAAAGCAACUUUUAUUGCAUGCAAUUCGAUCACAACUUUAGAUGUGUGAUUCAUUUCUUGUCCCUUCCCUUGAAGUAUUGAGCAUAAUAAGCUAACAAUAAUAAUAAUACUUACUAUUAUAAUUACUAUA
Messenger RNA from Cucumis sativus (cucumber), 1834 nucleotides. RefSeq names its product splicing factor 3B subunit 4-like. The record is from RefSeq and is a predicted model, not a curated record. Lineage: Eukaryota; Viridiplantae; Streptophyta; Magnoliopsida; Cucurbitales; Cucurbitaceae. Bases 1009 to 1590 code for a protein of 193 amino acids. The transcript has 3 exons.